Molecule: messenger RNA, 5208 nt
Organism: Pimephales promelas (fathead minnow)
Lineage: Eukaryota; Metazoa; Chordata; Actinopteri; Cypriniformes; Leuciscidae
Gene: mapk8a
Product: mitogen-activated protein kinase 8a
Biological process (GO): protein phosphorylation
Molecular function (GO): ATP binding; MAP kinase activity
Source: RefSeq, a predicted model, not a curated record
CGUCCGCAGUGCACGAGAGGCCUGCUUCCAGUGGAAGAAAGCGCUUUCAAUACGGUGAGGUCAUGUUAUCGAAACCAGCAGCCGAAUAAGCGCUAUUAAUAAUCAAUAGAGACUUCACCACAUCAUUUCUGAAGAGCCCGAAUAUUUAGUCGCAUUUAGGAUACAGAGAGUGUUUAUAUUUCAAUCGUAGCAGGUUUGUAAAAGUCUGCCUCGUUCGGAUGCUAGGACAUCGACUUCAUCAUGAACAAAAAUAAGCGAGAAAAAGAGUUCUACAGUGUAGAUGUGGGUGAUUCGACAUUCACAGUGUUGAAGCGCUAUCAGAAUCUAAGACCCAUUGGCUCGGGUGCUCAGGGAAUAGUCUGCUCAGCGUAUGACCACAACCUUGAGCGAAACGUGGCUAUAAAGAAACUCAGCCGGCCUUUUCAGAAUCAGACUCAUGCCAAACGCGCAUACAGAGAGCUGGUGCUCAUGAAGUGCGUCAACCAUAAAAACAUAAUAGGGCUCUUAAAUGUUUUUACACCCCAAAAAACAUUAGAAGAAUUCCAAGAUGUUUACCUAGUAAUGGAGCUGAUGGAUGCCAACCUCUGCCAAGUCAUUCAGAUGGAGCUGGACCACGAGCGGCUGUCCUAUCUUCUGUACCAGACGCUGUGUGGAAUAAAACACCUCCACUCCGCAGGGAUCAUCCACAGGGAUCUAAAACCCAGCAACAUUGUGGUAAAGUCAGACUGUACUCUAAAGAUCCUGGAUUUCGGUCUGGCCAGGACAGCAGCUACGGGUCUGCUGAUGACACCAUAUGUGGUGACGCGUUACUAUAGAGCUCCUGAAGUCAUCCUUGGAAUGGGAUAUCAAGCCAAUGUGGACAUUUGGUCUGUGGGCUGCAUUUUGGCAGAAAUGGUCCGUCACAAAAUCCUUUUUCCUGGGAGGGACUAUAUUGAUCAGUGGAACAAGGUCAUCGAGCAGCUGGGAACACCAUCCCAGGAGUUCCUGAUGAAACUCAACCAGUCAGUGCGGACCUAUGUGGAGAACAGGCCACGGUACACCGGAUACAGCUUUGAGAAGCUGUUUCCCGACGUCCUGUUCCCUGCUGAUUCAGAACACAACAAACUGAAAGCGAGCCAGGCACGGGACCUGCUGUCUAAAAUGCUGGUAAUAGAUGCAUCCAAACGAAUUUCUGUGGAUGAAGCUCUUCAGCACCCCUACAUUAAUGUGUGGUACGACCCAGCUGAAGUGGAAGCGCCACCUCCUCUGAUCAUAGACAAACAGCUCGAUGAGAGGGAACACACAGUGGAUGAGUGGAAAGAGCUGAUCUAUAAAGAAGUUAUGGAUUGGGAAGAACGAGUGAAGAAUGGUGUCAUUCGAGGUCAGCCCUCCCCUCUAGGUGCAGCAGUGAUCAACGGCUCACCCCAGCCCUCCUCCUCCUCCUCUAUUAAUGACGUCUCCUCCAUGUCCACAGAGCCCACCGUGGCCUCGGACACGGACAGCAGCCUGGAGGCCUCUGCGGGACCCCUGAGCUGCUGCAGAUGACUAUCACCUUCCCCUGGAGAUUCUCUGUGUGUGGCAUGGUAUCAGAUUUAGGCCAGUCUAAUACAUUAUUUCGGGUCGGGUAUGGCUUUUUGAGUUCUGCUGUAGAUGCUGUAAAUGACUAUACAAUUUGACCUUUUUAGCAACAGCCCUAACAGGUUUAGCCAAUGAUAGUGAACUCCUUAACAAAAAACUUCUUUUAUAAGCUACAUUUAGAGUAUUUUGUCAUGUUGUCGUAGAGUGAUUUUGGAAGGUAAUCUGUAAAGAUUGAAUUGUGAAUAUAUUUUCUCAAAUUCAUUUAUUUUGAGUCUUUUUUUCCCUGGUCAAUGUAUAAUUUUCUUAGUCACCUGGGAUAUGAAAAUCUUUAGAUUGUCAAUAUUAGUAUUUUAAAAUUGAUAUCAACAUAGUUAUUUAAGUACAUUUUGACAGCUUGCCUGAGGUCGCUUUUUCUGGGUCAUGUUUUCCAUUUUUGUGCACAGCACAUUUUAUUUAAAUUUUGUACAGUUUCGUUUAGAUAUAAUAAUUCACAACAUCGAAAAAAUAUUUUUAUAUGUACAUUGAGUUAUUUUGUCAGGCUGAUCUGUUUUUCAUGAAUACUUUUUGCUGCUGGUUAAUUUCCUGGUAGACUGUGAUAUGUGUUGUGCUUGUCCAUAUGUCUCUGGUGUUCUUGUUCUAGUCCUAGUUACCUGGGAUUUCAGCAACUUUUAUUUUUUUUAAUUAUUUAAAUUCAUUUUACCCCUUCAAAAUCUGCAUAUAGAACAAGCAUUGCACUUCAAUACCGUCCUGGUCCGAAUUAUUGGCACCCUUUGUUAAAUAUGAACUUAGACAAAAAUCUGCAUUAUUAAUUAUUAAUCCUUUUGUUUUUCUCUAAUAAACACUGGCCACAAUUAAUGGCACCUUUCUAUUCCAUACUUUUUGCAACCUCCUUUUGCCAAGAUAACAGCUCUAGAGGAUUCCCCUAUAAUGGAGAACACCUGACGAGAUCUCAGACCAUUCCCCUAUACACAAUCUCUCCAGAUACUUCAGAUUCCCAGCUCCAUGUUGAUGGUGCUUCUCUUCAGUUCAACCCACUCAUUUUCUGGACAGGUUCAGGUCAGGGUACUGGGAUGGUCAUGGCAGAAGUUUCAUUAUGUGUUCAGUGACACACUUUUGUGUUGAUUUUGACGUUUGAAUUGAUGUCCUGAUGGAAGAUCCAACCAUGGCCCAUUUAUAUGAUUUCUAGCAGAGGGCGUCAGGUUUAGAUUUUUUUUAUCUGUUGUUGGUAUGCGGUAGAAUCCAUGAUGCCAUAUAUCUAAACAAGAUGUCCAGUACCUCCAGCAAAAAAUAUGCUCACAAUUUCAAAGACCCAGCAGUAUAUUUAACCGUGGACAUUGGGUACUUAUUAUCCCUGGUUCCUUCUGGUGGGUUUGCUGCCAUAAAGUAAUUUUUUUGUUUUUUUUGUUUCAUUUGACCAUAGAAGCCUGUCCCUGUUGAAGUUCAAGCAGUAUCUGACAACAAUAUGCUGACCCCUAGACUCAACUAUUUCCUGCAAUUCUCCAGCGGUGACUCUUGGAGAAUAUUUGGCCACUCGAACUAUCCUCACUGCGCAUUAAUACAACAUAGAGACAACAUAGUCCUCUUCCAGGCAGAUUCAUAACAUUUCCUUUUGAUUGAAACUUCUUAAUUAUUAAUGGUGGAAAUGGGAAUGUUUAACGCUUUAGCUAUUUUACAGGCACUUUCUUUUUUUGUGAAGCUAUAUUCAGAACUAUAUUCUUUGAAAUAUAAAGAUAUAUUUAUUUUACUCGUGAUAGAUGAUUAAGGGAAUUUGGCUUGUGGAAGAGGAAGGCAUGUUCCUAGUCACCAUGGUGUGUUACAAAAUUGCAAAUAUGAAGGGGAAUAUACUUCAGAUAUAUAUUGUAUAUAAGGGAAUAUAUAUAUAUAUAUAUAUAUAUAUAUAAAGGGAACCGGUAAUUGUGGCUAAUGUGUGUGUUGAUAAUCAAAAGGAUAAACAAUGCAGAUUUAUUUCUACAGCCAUCUUUGAUCAUGUUUACCAAGGGUGCCAAUAAUUCUGUAGGGCCCUAUAAUAUCCGCAAUCGCGUAAUUGGCCAAUUAACGCAGAAACUAAUGUUAACGCAGAAUUUUUUUUCGUAAUUUUUCAUAUUUGGAAUGAAAUUCUGUUUUAGUGUGAGAGAAGAACUUAUCUCUGGGGAAAAUGCAGACCGAGGGAAGCAAAUCUGGGUGACACAACCCCAACCCCUCAUCCUCACCCCCCGUCCCCCAAUUUGGGAAAAAAUAAAAUGGAUUUUUUAGGGCCCUAAUUCUGAUCACGACUGUAGCUAGGAUUAUAUCAAUAUUAGAUUUUGCUGUUUUUCUCUAAUAUUUUUCCAACCCUUAACAAUGUUUGUUUUGUGACUUUUUUUAGUUGGUAGAGCAAAUGUUUUCCAAUUAUUUUAUUAUUAUUUUGGAAGACCUACAAAAACGUCUACACUAGUUAAUUUCUAGUAUAUUCCAUUAGAGUUAUUAAGCUACUUAUUUUUGUACAACAGUGAAAUGAAGCCAAUUUGAAAAGAAUUUUUCUCUAGAUUGUUUUUAUUGUUUUUCUUAUUUCCCCCGUCAGGUUAGAAGGUCUGUAACGGCACAUUAUUUGCUGUAAAUGAACGGGACAUACUGAAUUGACCUACUUGUACGUAUAUGAAUUGUAACUCGUGACAUUGAAUACUGUGGAGUGCCAUGUAUUAUUUGAUAAGACUAAGAUGUAUCAGGGAAGUGGGUUUCUUUUACAUUUGCUUUUGAAUGUGAGCGUGAGAGAGAACGUUGAAAAGGCCUGAAGUUUUGGAGUGAAAUGUGGGAAUCUGAAUGUUGUUGUCCUGGGGUUUAGCCCAUUGGAUUUAUUUACCUGUGCACAGGGUAAAAAUUAAAUAAAUAAAAAAACCUACAUAUUUUGCUAUUACUUUAUAUUAUUAUUUUUGUUUUAAGUGCUCUUAAUAGUGGCAAUGAUAUUAAGCCCUGCAUACUUGCCUGGGAAGCCUGAACCUACUGUAACUGCAAAAAGCAAAAGCUUCUCAAAACGUGAUGUUUUAGGCAUGAAAACACAAGAGCCGUUUGAAGGUUGAGUCUGAACUACCUCACACUGACACCAUACAGCUCACAUUUUACAAGUAUUACUGUAAACUUCAUUUCAUUUUAUUUAUUUAUUCAGAAGAAUAUGAGUGUACAAGUGUUUGUAAGUGUGAAUCUAUGAGAAUGUGUUGUAUGUAUGUGUAUACAAUUCAAUGACUGUGUCCUUGUUUCCUCUAGACUUUUUUGCUUGUUUGUUUUAUUCAGUUUAUGUGCAGUAACUCAAAGCUGAACAGUGAACCAUCUGAUUUCAGACUAUUUAUUUCAGAAGAUGUUUAGAAGGGUUCUGUCCAUUUUUUUUUCUAUUUUGAGAAAAAGAAAAGAGAAUGAUUAAAAUGGAGAGGAAAUGUUUCUCAUCCCCAGUUUCAGCAGUGGGCGGUAUCUUGCAUGACCUGCUUAGCUUUUGAUUUUUUAAGUCCAGAACACUGUACAAGAACCAUAUGAUCAUGGUGCUGGGUUUAUUAGACUUCACAAACUGAUGCAGUUGUUUUAUAUUAGGGUUAGCAGAUUACCACCUCAUUUGAAUGCACUGAACUUCAACUGUUAACAUCAUAACAACUGGAAAAAUGGAAAUAAACCAUUGAAAAUGGG